ACCCUGCCCUGACAUUCCCUUCAGACUCUGGGUGUCCAGUUGCCGCCGGUUAUUUCUGCGUUCAUCCCCUCCCUCGCUUCACACUCUUCGAAUGCUCCACACACUCAGCUCCACGGUGGAGAGGAGCAGCCGCCUUCAAUCGGACACCAAAAAUAGCCCCGGGGCAGAGAGGGGGGUGGCGGGUGGGCUGGCUGCAGACCCCAGUGGAGGGUCCAAGGGAGUCAUGUGCACCACUUUGUCCUCCCAUAACACAGACAAGAGAGACGGCAGAGGAGUGAAGAUCCAGUAACCCAACAGAGAGCAGCUGGACCAUCUCACCCACUGCUGCUGCCUCGGCUCGUCACAUGCACUUGUUUUAGUUGGAGGUGGAAAGUCAGGCUGAGCGUGGGCAUUCGGUAGCCGAGCAGCUGGUCAAACCUGGACCAUGAAGCUUAGCGUGGCGUUGUUUUUUGCAGGGCUCUUCGGGGCGUUGGCAGCUGUGUUUAUCCUUCUUUCUUUUGGAACUGACUACUGGCUGCUGGCCUCAGAGAGCUGCCACCCAACCCCUGAAGGAUCCGUGGGCCCGGGCGAUGUGACCGUAGAGCGUGGGGAUGUGGUGAUGCAGGGCUCCAGCAGUGAUGUGACUCUGUAUCAUGAGGGCUUCUUCUGGAGAUGUUCCUUUGGAGGCAACGCAGGAGAUGAAAACCUGCUGUGGAAGCUCUGGUUCACAAACCAGGCUCACUCAAAGGAAUGCAUGCCCGCCUACCUCUUCCCAUUCCCCGUGUCUCAUCAGACCCACAACGCCACAGAGUACGAUUCUGCCAUAAUCUACAGAGGAUUCUGGAGCGUCUUCAUGCUCAUUGGUGUGGCCGCUGUAGCGCUCGGUGGCUUCUUCAUCAUCUGUGCUGCUCCGUUUGCCAGCCACCGUCUGUAUAAAACAGGAGGAAGCCUCUUCCUGACAUCUGCUCUGUUCCUGCUGUGUGUGGUCAUCAUGUACGUACUGUGGGUGCAGGUGUUGGACGUUGUGGACGUCUACAUCGACCACCAGCGCUCUUCUCUGUGUCCGGGCUUCAGUCUGUCCCUCACCUACGGUCUGUCCUUCAUGUUCGCCCCCGUUGGCAUCUUCUUCUGCCUCCUGGCCGGCCUUCUUUUCCUCCUCAUCGGUCGAACCAUCCAGAUUCACUACCACUGAUUUAAAGCAUCAGCAGGUUAGAGGAAGGAGACUGAAAUGUGGGAAUAUGAAUGUCUUUUACGGUCCUAUUUUUUCUGCUGUGUAAACGCAAGACUGUAGAUUCUGUUUGGCAGCUCUGUAGAGUAAAAGAUGUGAAAAGCUCGAACACUUUUCAUCCAUUGCUGAGCUCAGAAAUGGCAUCAUUAUGACUCCAACCUGAGCUAGUUUCAGUGUAGUUCCACCCAGCACUGUGUGGAGGACUCACAGCAACCCUGACUAUAUAUACAAAUACCUGUGGUGCAAAUAUUUAUUUCAAUCUUGCGUGUCGGCGGUUGCAAGAGUUGAGAAUGUAUGUACAUGAAAAUUAAAGUUAGCAGCAGUCAAAUGUUGGUGUUGUUAACCCUCCUGUUGUCCUCAUUUACGGGAUUCAGAAAACUUUAUUUAUCCCCAGGGGGCAAUUAGAAAGGCAACGCCUAGAAAGGCAUAUUGUUUCCUUGUCUGAAAAAAAUCCAAAUAUUCUGCAAAAAAAAUCCCCAAAUUUCUGAAAAUUUGCAAAACCUCCAGGAAAAAAUUCCAAUAAUUCCUUAAAAGUUUCACUUAAAAGUUUUAUUUUUAAAAAAAAAAAUCCCCCAAAUUUGGUAAGAAAAUUCUUGUAAAUAUUUUCAAAAAAAUGAUUGAAAAUCUUCCAGAAAAAAUCCUAAAAAUAUCUAAAGUGAUAACAUAUACAUCAAGAAAGCUUCUAAUAUUAUCUUUAAGAACAUUUUUAACAUAUUUUUCCACCAAAAAUAUUCACAGAUUUCCUAAAAAUGUCAUCAGACGUUUCACUGGGAAAAUAUUUCUUUUCCUCCACAUUUUCAAACUUUGAAACGGGUCAGUUUGACCAACAGAACAACACGAGGGUUAAAUGGAUGAUCUCAUGUUUGCUUUGGAGUAUGAAAUAUAAAGUCUGCAAGUGUGCUGAAAGAAUAUUCUAAAUAUAAACUGUGUUUUGUAUAGGGUUUGUAAAAAACAAAAAAAGCAAGGAGGUGUGAUCGUUUUUAUAUUAUGUAAAUACAGUAAUAGUGACAGCAGCCUUUUCUGCAUUCAGUCUAAAGCCAGUGAUAUUCUGUGUUUUUGUUAUUGUCCAUAAAUCCAAUGAAAAAAUAUUUUGCUUCUCAAUAUUCCAAUUUUUUCUGACACCAACUGGAUCAUACCGUAGAUGGAAUCCUUUAAAGCAGGUAAGAAAUGCAUACUUUCAAAAAUAAUUUCAGCUGGGUUUUUAUUGGUUCCUAUGUGCAGCUGUGUAUUCUGGUGGGUGUUUAGGACAGCAGGGCAGCAUAUGUGUGUAACCCCCAAAUAAACCCAGUGCACAUGUUCAUUAGAAUAACUGAAUGUCAGCCCAUAAAGCAGCUUUGCUCAUUUUUAUGUUUUUAAUCAGUCUUUGGAUGAGAGAUCAGCUCAAUAUCAGGUUUGAUCUGUUUUUUGGUGACAAUAAUAAGGGUGUAGAAAAUCAUCACUUUGUCCCAUAAUACAAUCAAAUAGUCACAUUUUUGGAGUGUAUUCUGUUUAUAGUUUCUGCUUUUUUCCUGCAGUGUUACUCUGCUGUUUGUGUACAUAAAACUGUGGGGUUCAGUGCAGGUUGCCAUGUUUCUAAAUAAAGCAACGAUUUUGUGUUAACGCUG
Messenger RNA from Acanthochromis polyacanthus (spiny chromis), 2811 nucleotides. RefSeq names its product transmembrane protein 182a (gene tmem182a). The record is from RefSeq and is a predicted model, not a curated record. The transcript is spliced from 5 exons. The coding region runs from base 425 to 1171 and encodes 248 amino acids. NCBI's taxonomy places the organism in Eukaryota, Metazoa, Chordata, Actinopteri, Pomacentridae. Gene Ontology annotation, cellular component: membrane.